UCGAAUCGUUCGACUUAACCUCGAAGUUAAGCAAGCGAUAAUGGAUGACAUAAUAUACGUCAAAGCGUCUAUCGGAUGGAACGAAAGAGGAUGAAACGACCAGGAGGGUUCAGAAAAGAAACUGAAUUUGGCCGGCGAUAUGGGAAAGCGGAUCUUGAUCGAGUUGGUUUCUUCGAUGAUAUACCAAAUGCUUCGGAAGAUCCGUACGGUCCACCGGCCGUGAUACGCGAGGAUGUUGAAAAGGGUCGUCAGUUGCUUUCCGGUCCACCCUAUGAACUUUUCGAGAAAGAAUUCCAACGAAUUUUCGUGGGCGAAGCACUCACUAAACCAAUAUCGCAGAUUAAACAUAAAAAAAUCAAGAUUGUAGAAGGUCCACCCUUGAUACCACCAUCACCUUCGAAAAAGCACUCGACGCCUGGUGACUCGUUCGGGUGUUUCAGCAAACAACCGACUUACUUCAGUCCUGUAUUAAGAGCCAAGCCAAAAAGAGAAAGGGAAGAGCCGAAUUUCAAGAUAAAGCCUGGGAAACUCGGUGGACCGGGAUAUGCGGAUAUUUGUUUCAGCCCUUAUCCCACUUAUGAUCCAUUAAACGUUAACGUUUCAUAUUCCACAGAGAGAACAGGACCAAGUUUCUUGUCUAUGAGUGCUCCUCUCGAUUAUUUCCCACCGAAUCCUUAUUUCGAUGAAAGACCUGGUCCAACGUACGUGCGUCCAAAGGAAAUUCAAGAAAAGAUCAUUGGUCCUGGCCAUAUCUAUGUCCCAUUUCCAAAGUCACCCGGUGGAAAUCACGAUGGUUGCUUCAGCAAGUUUCCAUCUUACUUGAGUGAACCGUAUGAUCUUAGUAUCCCAAGAGUUGUCACGACCGGACCACCAUUGCUCGCUGGUGGACCUGAUCUACGAACAAAAUAUACUAACAGUAUUAUCAAUCAGGUCACAGCUGUAUCCUGUAACGCGACCAACUAUCGAGAGUAUCACGAACGUGUCUAUCCUUUGACUCAAUAA
Messenger RNA from Vespa mandarinia (Asian giant hornet), 1002 nucleotides. Its product is annotated as cilia-and flagella-associated protein 96. Lineage: Eukaryota; Metazoa; Arthropoda; Insecta; Hymenoptera; Vespidae. The record is from RefSeq and is a predicted model, not a curated record. Gene Ontology annotation, cellular component: cytoplasmic microtubule; centrosome.